CCGCAACGACCAACCCGAUAACCUCGCCAAUCGACCUCGACAGAAGCCACACGUGUAGGUUAAAUAUGAACCCAUGCACAUUCUCCUUCUUCUGCUGGCAGAACAAGAAUCCACGAGAAAUCUUCUGAAUCGCCUAUUCGCCUUGAUGGACUUGGCGAUGCACUUCCUCGUUGAGCGUAAUUUGCAUGCCCCGGGUCACAACAUCGCUAUGGGCUGAAAUCCGCCGCGAUGAGCUUUCUGCUGUCGUCUUCCCACAAAUAUGAGAGACUUGCCGCCGACGAUGGGUCCGUUGAAGAGCCACGUAGACGAUCUCUUGGCUCUCUUGCUACCAUGGCCGUUGCUGCUUGUGUCCUGCUCGCCAUGGCCUCGUCCGCGUUGAGCGCGUGUGUCUCCCCUCAUGGUGAUCCCUUUGCUGUCCGAUCAGGGUAGCAAUGACCUAUCAAGCGCUGACUAUUAUCGCAGAGCAUCUACUGUGCUAUUCUCAGGCUGCGAUAACGUCCAGCAGGGUUUCCAGUGCUCCCCGGAAAUCAGUCACCUGUGGGGCCAGUAUUCACCUUUCUUCAGCGUACCUUCCUCCGCUCCAGACGACAUUCCAUGCCAAUGCAAGGUCACAUUUGCCAACGUCCUCUCGCGACACGGAGCCCGCGAUCCUACGGCCUCCAAGACAACGAUUUAUUCUCAUUUGGUCGGAAAUUUGACCGCAAACGUCACAUCUUUCGUCGGAAAGUACGCCUUCCUUGUGGACUACAAAUACACACUCGGCGCUGACCUUCUUACGGAACUUGGACGGCAGCAGAUGGUGAAUAGUGGUGUCAAGUUCUAUGAGCGUUACAAGCAUCUCGCAGUGGGCACGACUCCUUUCGUGCGCGCAGCAAGUGAGCAGCGCGUUGUUGAUUCGGCGUCCAACUUUACUCUUGGCUUUCAUCAGGCGCUGAAUUCAGACAACAGCGGAGCACAUGAUGACUAUCCCUACCCAAUAAUCGUCAUUCCUGAAGCCCCCGGCAGUAACAAUACCUUGAGUCAUGGUUUGUGCACGGCGUUCGAGGACGGUCCUGCAUCUGAUACUGGCAAAGAUGCUCAGUCCCAGUGGAUGGAUGUUUUUGUACCUCCAAUACAAAAGCGUCUUCAAGAAGAUCUACCAGGUGCUCAAUUCACAAAAGAAGACGUUAUCUUCUUCAUGGAUCUGUGCCCGUUUGAAACGGUCGCAUCCCCCGUCGGCUCGAUUUCGCCAAUCUGCCAUCUCUUUACUCGGCGUGAAUGGCAGCAAUAUGACUACUACGAGACUCUGGGGAAGUGGUACGGCUUUGGGCCCGGGAACUACUUCGGCGCCACGAAUGGCGUCGGAUUCGUCAAUGAGCUGUUGGCCAGAAUGACACAAUCUCCUGUGAACGACCAUACGAGCACAAACACCACAUUAGACUCUGAUCCUGUUACGUUUCCCCUUGACGAAAAGCAUACACUGUAUGCAGACUUCACCCAUGACAACGAUAUGACGAGCAUCCUUGCUGCCCUUGGCAUAUACGCUGAUACUGCUCCACUUUCUAACUUGACUAUGCGUAGUCCCGAAGAAACCAAUGGCUACUCGGCGUCCUGGACUGUGCCAUUCGCUUCGCGUGUAUACAUCGAGAAGCUUCAUUGUGAGGCCGGCUCUCCUACUUCCGAUGAUCAUGAGAGGGUUAGAAUUCUGGUCAACGAUAGGGUUGUGCCGUUGCCGCUGUGUGGUUCUGAUACAAACGGCAUGUGUGGCCUUGGUGCCUUCGUCAACAGCCUCAGUUUUGCCAGAGCCGGCGGAAAGUGGGAGGAGUGCUUCAAAUGACCUCUUUUACAGUAGCCGUGAAGUAUAGAAAAGUACAGUAGCAUAGUCAUGGCCAACUCUUAAUCAGUAAUUCAAAAUCACCCAUACCGUUGAACUCG
This is a messenger RNA of Verruconis gallopava, 1914 nucleotides long. RefSeq lists its product as hypothetical. The coding region runs from base 398 to 1816 and encodes 472 amino acids. The record is from RefSeq and is a predicted model, not a curated record. NCBI's taxonomy places the organism in Eukaryota, Fungi, Ascomycota, Dothideomycetes, Venturiales, Sympoventuriaceae. The transcript has a single exon. Gene Ontology annotation, molecular function: acid phosphatase activity.